Molecule: messenger RNA, 2156 nt
Organism: Cuscuta europaea
Lineage: Eukaryota; Viridiplantae; Streptophyta; Magnoliopsida; Solanales; Convolvulaceae
Source: the annotation of a GenBank genome assembly
CUCUAUACCAGAGUACAAAAUGAUGAAGAGAGAGAAGCUCCUCCAUCUCUCUAAACACCCAUCGCACUAUUAACACUAGAUAUGGAAUACCGGCACUUUGUACACCGCCGGAAUCCUCACUACGCUUUUCACACAAACUACCACUCAAAUCAACCACACAAUUAUAGAGAUCGGAACAUCAAUAGGAACCACCGACAACAAUGGUAUGCGUACCCCCAUUACAGACUCUCAGAUGGCAAAUUCACGACGAGCAAAAAGAAUUCCCCUAUAGCAGGUAAGAGUUUCUACCCCCAUCAGUGCCACAGUUCAAGUUUUUAUCCUACUUCAGGUUGUUAUCCAACCCGUCGAAAUAGACAUCCUCAGCCGUGGAGUCUCUCAAUUCGAGCACAGGCAGGAAGACUCUGCAAAACCUGCGAAACUCCAAAUGAGCACAGAACAAAACUUGAAUUCAAGUAUGGCCCACACCUCCACAAACAACAACGUGCUUAUCUUCAUCCUCAACAGGUACGGGCACUUCACCAAUACUCACCCGGAAGAUGGUUGGUGCACGAUAAACAGGGGACGAUGACACCCCUCUCACCCAAAUCAACACCCCUGACCCUACAACACAAAAACCCAGUAAACUCUUCGGCCGUUGGUAACACUAAUCGUUACCACUGCUUAGAACUCUUCGAUGAAAAUCCCAUUUCACCUCAACCCUUCGAUUCUAAUUUUAAAACAGUUCAGCCCCUCACCCCUAACCUUAAUCAGCUAAUUAGCAUGAAAAUCAACGGAAAUGGGGGAAAAUCCACAGAUGAAGAUUGAAAUCGUCGAUAUGGGAACUCAACCGCACCAGACUAUGGCACCCUAAACCGUAGGCCGGAAACCUCUUUGCCGGACGCCCGACAGACACCGCCGGAAAUUCGAACCCUUCCGGAGACUUGGACAGAAGCCCCAUCCGUUUCACAGGCGAGACGAGCGACUAAGUCCAGUGUAGAAGUGCAAAGUAUCGUACAGACAUCACUUGGAUCUUUCCCCUCCUUCACAUGGGCUGACCUCCUUCGGCCUGAAACACAUUAUGGUAAGGCAAAAACAGGACACGUUAUUUCUGACUCAGUCAGGGACCCGACAGAAUUAAUUCAGGGAGAAUUAAAUCAGGCAAGUCGAGAUGAUUUUUCCAAAGAUGCAGAAAAAAUUAAUUUCUAUGGGGAGGAGGGUUUUGAUUCCCUCAAAAAUGGAUCCACACUAUUCAGAUUUGCUGUCAGCAACGGAAAAAUUGAAAUUUUCCCAAUUAAAAAAUCUUUGCUAAAUAGGAUUUAUUUCAGCUCAUAGUUAGCGCCCAAUAUAUGCAGAUUUAUCAACCAACUCUCAAAUUUUAACUCUAGACAGAGCAGGAGGUUCGGUGAAAUCACGGUUACCUCAGAUUUCAACAUAGCAGGCCGAUACUUGAAAAUCGCUAAAGAAAAAGGGAGCUCUAUUCUGUUUCCCAUGGACGCAGAGAAUUCUAACCUAAAAGCCUUCUUGGCGGUGCUAUCUAAUUUAGUGGGAAUGACUACUUCGGUGCAGGAGGAUCUCACGCAUUUGGAGCAUGCAUCGGCAGCUAAUACCGAAGAAAUAACCAUCUCCAAACUAAUUUUUAACUUUGAAGUGCAGAAAGCCUAUGGCGAAAAGAAAGAGGCCCGUUCUUUUGAGAAACAACCACAAAUUCCACUUAUUCAGGCGUAUUCUGAUGCCUCGGAUAGCUUUGACCAUUCUGAUGAGUCUUUCUUCUCAGACGAUUUUCUAGGACAUGCAACCGAAAGUGAUCGUCGGCCUCCUAUAUCAAACCAGGAAGAAAUUGGGAAGUCCAAAUUCAACAGAAGGAUUUUCCGUAAAUCAAAGUUUGUCACCUCAGAAAACUGUCUGCCAACAGAGAACCUGAAUACGCAACUCAAACUUUACAGGAAAUCUCAGCAAAACAAAAGGCGACAUAGCAUGAAGACUAGAUCGCAGUCCAGAGAUUUUCCUUGGAUCUAGUUUUUGUUUUUUUUACUCUGUUUUUUUUUCUUCUAUGUACUUUUUUACAUUUAUUUCGCUUCUUGCAUAGUACUUUAAUUGUUAUGAAUAAAAUCUUCUUUUUCUAAAAAAAGCUCUGUACCAUUGUCGCUACGUACCACACGCACAUCCUUUUGAAAUUG